GGCACGUAAUGCUAAGGCCGGUGCCCAGUGGCGGCACUUUCUGUGACAUCCAUUUUGGUUUGACUUUCAUAUCCAUUGUUCCGCCAAAACAUCAUAUCUUCGCCGCGCAUACCAUACCAUCUGAUCCGCGACGACACUCACGAGCCCUCAUCGGUGGACGCGAUACGAGCCAUCCGUUGAACCCUAGACUGACGCACAGGCAGUGGUGAACGCAUACCAUCACCACAACUGAAGACCCAAACGACACGACAAGACUCGUGAGACACUGAGAGAGACGCGAAGAUGUCGUCCAGCGGUGGCCCAAAGUUCGCCAUCGGAGACCUCGUCUGGGCUAAGAUGAAGGGCUUCAGCCCCUGGCCCGGGAAGAUAGUGGACGGCUCGCAGGCCAACCUCCGGAGUCCCAAACCGCCGGGUAAUCUGCGCCAGAAGUCCAUUCAGUGCGUCUACUUCUUCGGCUCAAACAACUUCGGUUGGAUCCAAGAGGACGCCAUCAAACCGUACGCCGAGUUCAAGGAGCAGAACUGCAAACUCAACAAAAGUCACGCUUUCAAAGAGGCCAUCGAGAAGAUCGAUGAGUUCAUCAGAACGGGAGACGUGUCGGUGACCGGCGAGCAGACACCCAAUUCAGGUAUCGGUUCACACAGUCGUAAGACUACUCCCAACACUGUGUCCAGUGAUAAGAGUGCAGACAAUGGUGGUGUUGGUGGCGGAGGACCCGGUGCUGAAGACAAAGGUCUGAAGUUGCCGUCAAUUGACGAGGAGAUUGCGACCAUCUUUACGGGCAAUAAGGCUGACGGAGAGGACAAGAAGGCAAACGCGACCAACGCUUCGGCCGCUAGCACUCCCUCGACGGGCAGUCAACGAGACUACAGCCGCACACCAUUCGGGAAGUCAAAGGCGGGUAAAUCAAAGGCCUCGACGCCGGCCGCCAACGACGACGACCUACCGCUGCCGCCGGCGAAGAGGUCGAAGAGCGCCUCCAUAGAGGAGAACGUGAACAACACGGCGGCGACCAAAUCGCCGGCCAAAGCGGCCGCUCGUAAUCUAUUGGCGCGAACCUCACAAUACCUGUUGGACUCCAACAGCACAGCCGUCAACGAUCAGCCCGAAGUGGAUAUGAAGGCCAUAUCAGCCAAGUCUAAGACCAUUCAACCGUCGAGUUUGAAGUUCGGGUUCAUUGGUCUCGGAUUAAUGGGUCAAAGACUGCUGAAGAAUUUGCUGAAUUCUGGCCAUACGGUCACCAUAUGGAACCGAACGCCCAGCAAAUGCAAAGACUUCGUGAAGGCGGGCGCCGUGAAGGCUACCACUCCGGCUGAUGUGGUCGCCGCCUCUGAUAUCAUAUUCUCGUGUUUGGCUGAUCCGCACGCCGUCAAAGAGAUAGUGUUCGGCAAUUGCGGUAUAUUAGCGGAGAUCCGGUCGACCAAAGGCUACGUCGAGAUGACAACCAUCGACGCCGACACGAGUAAUGACAUCUCGGAAGCGAUUUUGGCGAGAGGGGGCCGUUAUCUCGAGGCGCCUCUCAUCGGAAGCGGUAAACUCCAGGCCGAAGAGGGAAAUCUGACGGUCAUAGUGGCCGGCGAUAAGUCGCUGUUCGACGAAUGCAACUCAUGUUUCCAAGCGAUCAGUAAACACGCCUUCUAUUUGGGCGGACAGGUGGGCGACGCCUCCAAAAUGAAUUUAGUGGUCUCGAUGCUCAUCGGGAAUCUGAUCGGAUCGCUGGCCGAGAGCAUGGCGUUGGCCGAUAGGACCAGUUUAUCACAAAAAGAUUUAUUGGAGAUCCUGUCGCUGUCGCCACUCAACUGUCAGACCCUGAUAUCGAAGGGUAAGUCUAUGAUCGACGGCGGCUUCGCGACCGAAAUGCCGUUGACUCACAUGCAAAAGGACUUACGAUUGGCGCUACAGUUGGCCGAGGUUUACGAGCACCCGAUCCCUAUCACCGCUUCCACUAACGAGGUGUUCAAACACGCGAAACAUUUGGGUUACAGCGAGCACGACGUGGCGGCCGUCUAUAUCAGGUCCCGGUUCUAAUGGGACGGACAGCUGGACACCCGUGUGCUCUCUCAUCACGUGGUCAGACGAGGCGCUGAUAUUAUAAUCCAUUAAAACAUUUGGUUUUUUCUCCAUUAAUAUAUAUUUGAAGUGUUUUUAUUUUGCAUUGAAUUUAAUCAAACAUUUUAUCCGAUAAUUCAAGUGAACUGAAACUAUUGAUAACUACUUUUAUGUCUCUCCCGUCCGGUUCCGGCGGACACACCAUUCUCUAAGAGCUCUUCUAAUUCCUCUCAUUCUUUGGUAAUUGAAUCAAUCGAUUGUUAUAAUGGAAAACCGAAAUCAAUAUAUUUGUAUCAUUUUUUUCGUGUAGUUUUUCUCCUCUUUUUUUGUUUACACUUUUAAUUAAUUACUGACUCAUUAAGUACUAAACACGCAUUGACUGUCCAUUCAUAUUGAGUAUGACUUACACUGAUUAAUUAAAUUUAAAUUUUAAAUCAAUUUUUUGUUUCGCAAUUCUUUUAAUGAACCAAAUAAAAAUUGUAUUGUAUGUC
Messenger RNA from Oppiella nova, 2540 nucleotides. The record is from the annotation of a GenBank genome assembly. NCBI's taxonomy places the organism in Eukaryota, Metazoa, Arthropoda, Arachnida, Sarcoptiformes, Oppiidae.